UGAUGCUGCCCGACCUGCUGAGUUCCUCCAGCAUGCGGGUCAGGCAGCAUCUAUGGAAAUGAAGUCGACUUUUCGGGCCGAGAUCCUUCAUCAGUCCAUUGUUGCUGCCUGACCAGCUGAGUUCCUCCUGUACUGGUUAAUGCUUAAGAUUUACAGCAAAUGCAAAAUCUCUUGUGCCGAUGAUUUGCGGAAAAGUCUGACGCAAAGCUUGAUUUUCACAGUAGGCCGCGUCUCCGGUUACCAUGGGAACCAGGAGCGGAGUUGCCGGGUGACCGGCCUUGUGCUUUCAGGCGGUGUCGGUGAAGUAACGUGGGCUCGGUUACUAAGCUUUUGCUUUUACGAUGAGCGGUCACCUGACCACGGCGGUGGAGACGGAAGGGAAAUUAAAGGAAGCCUGCGACCGCACCAUAGGCACCGACACGGGAAAUUUGACGGGCGAUGGGCUAGGGUCGAAAGCAGCGCCGCUGACGUACAAUCCCAGGCCGCCGAAAUUGCGCAAAAAUAAGACUGAGUGCUCGGUAGCAGUAUUGAAAUCCUCUUAUUUAUCACCAUCAGAUUAUCUAUCUCAAGUUCCAUACCAAACUCUGACAGAGGUUUCAUCAACUGAUAAGCUACGCAUACAAGCCGGCAUCACUAACCGUUUUCAGGCAAAAGGGCCUUUGGAUUCUGAUUUGCUGGGAAAAGCACAGGCUACAAAAGCAGUUAACGUCUGUUUCAACGAGUCAUUACAAAGAAUAUUAACAGCUGAUUGUCCUAUGACCCCUUGGUCUGCAGAAAAUGAUCUACGUGCAUCUCCAACUCAAGAUUCUAGCUGUGUGCUCCAUCUGCCAAAGUGUCAUGCUGUUUCAAAAGCUAAAGGUUCAAUUAAACCAGUCUAUCAUAAAAAAAGCUUACCUGAAGUUAUUAAACCUAAUGAAAUCUCCUGUUGCUAUUCAAGAAAGCUGAGAGAUGGCAUGACUCCAGAUGUAGUAUUAGAAAGUAUGAAUACCUUGUGGGAGCUACAUAGUCAAUUUUUCUCAAAAUCGGAACGGUUGCUUAACUUAUUAAAUACUUCAGAUCAGUCAGAGUAUUGCAAAAACAAAUCAAGAGAAACCGGAGGUAUCUGCCAAACAGGAGGCUUGUAUUACUGUGGUCCUGAAGAUACAUGUUGUGAAUACAAGCCUAACAAUUUAAAGAAGUGUAACUUGUGCAAGGUACAUAAUAAGGAAAACUACUGGAUCACAGAUAGAAUAAAAAAUAUGAAGAGAAUCAUCAGUUUGAAGCUUGAUGUGACAGACCCACUUGUCACUAGAGAAGGUUUUGCUAUUGCAUUAGGAAACCUGUAUGAUGAUAAACCAGAAGUGGAAGUAGAACAUAUUUUGGGUGUCUUUGCUGCUGCUGUAGUUUUGCAAUUCAAACGUCUGUUUAACAAGUGUGCAACUGUUAUGCUGGAUAACAUAAAUACCACGACUGUCUGUCACUUCCAUCAAGCUGCUUUGAAGUAUAACCAAGAAAAAUUGAGACAAGCCUGUGAGAGAUGGUUGGAGUUAAAUCUUAUUGUGCAUUUAAGAUAUGAGACCACUCUGCGAGAUUUACAAAUGGAAGUCCUGCAAAAAACUUUAUUCUCACCAAGAUUGUUUACUUUUACUGAAUACCACGUACUACAAACUGUCCUCACCUGGGUUUUCCUUCAGGUGAAUACCAAGGUGCGGUUAAUGCCGCCGUACGGUACAAUCAUAGCCUAUUUUAUCAGUUUACGUGAGAUGGAAGUCUACCUAGAUAAGGAAAUUCGUCUGAAGUAUUCUGGAGUGUUUCAGUCCGUCCGUUUCCAUGGAAUAACAGAAACUCGACAGAUUGAGGAACUACAGCAGAUCAAUCUGUUGCCACAGACCAUUUUGUUGCAAGUUGUCACCAACAACUAUUAUGCACUACAGCAUGGUGGAGAUAUGCCAUAUGUGAAAUACUUUCCCUCUGAAGCAAUCCGCUAUGGUUUCAUCAUAACAGAGGAACCAUGGUACCAUUCAGAAAUAAUUUCCUACUGCGGAUUUUAUUUUGAACUCAAAGCAAUUCAAGAGAAAAAAGGUUCCAAUUAUAGUUUCUACAUGCAGAGAUUAAAUCAUGCAGAUUCAAAUAUACCUUUUGGAAUUACUGAACGCAAUGCUUUCAGCUUAAGACAGGAACGUAAAGUGAAAUAUGAAAUCCUAGUACAGACAGAAAUAGAUGAAGAAUGGCAAGUAUUUACAACUGGUUACUUAUGCCAGAAAUUUGGUGUUACCAAAAUGUCCUGCCAAAGCCAGAUUCUGUUAGUGGAUAGACUGACAAUGCCUGUUUAUGUGACCUUUGCUCUUCUUUUUCCUGCAACUUGAAGAAAUCAAGUAAAACAAUAAGAAAUCAUUGAAAACUUUGAAUAUCAAUGUUCACAUCAUGAUUGUUUGAUCUGGUAUUUUCAUUCUGCAAGGGAUGCAAUAUUUCCCCCCCUCCACCUCUCUUUGGGAGUUUUCUUUUGAUAAACGGCUUUCUGAAAAGCUGUUGUGAUUUUUUUUGUUAAAACUUUUAAUUUCAAUGGUUAAUUCAAAGGCCUUGGUUAAAAACAAAUGAGAAAUACAGUACUAAAAAUACACAGCAGAGAUAAGGUUCUCUCUAACUCUGACAGGAAGGAGUUA
Molecule: messenger RNA, 2642 nt
Organism: Mobula hypostoma (lesser devil ray)
Lineage: Eukaryota; Metazoa; Chordata; Chondrichthyes; Myliobatiformes; Myliobatidae
Gene: btbd16
Product: BTB (POZ) domain containing 16
Exons: 17
Coding region: 342-2345 (667 amino acids)
Source: RefSeq, a predicted model, not a curated record